AUGUCUUGGGGAGGGUUUAAAAAAGCAAUUAAUAGAGCAGGUGCCUCGGUCACUGUUAAAAGUGUUGAUAAAACAAUGGAUAAAGAUUUUGAUAUAGAAGAAAGAAGAUACAAGACAUUAAAAACAGCAGGAGAAAGUUUACAAAAGGCAUCAAAAGGUUAUUUAGACAAUAUAAGAGCAGUUACAAGAUCACAGGUUACAAUUGCUGAAAUCGUAUCUAAUUUAUAUGAAGAAUCAAAACAAGGAGCAUCAGCAUAUUCAACAGUUGGUACAUAUUAUCGACAAUGUGUUCAAGAUUUUGAUGAAGAAACUGUUAAACAAUUAGAUGGACCAUUUAGAGAAACUGUAUUAGAUCCAAUUGCAAAAUUUGCUCAUUAUUUUCUUGAAAUUGAAGAAGCAUUGAAAAAAAGAGCUCAUAAAAAGACUGAUUAUGAACAAUGUAAAUCAAAAGUUAGAAGAUUAAUUGAUAAACCAGCAAAAGAUGCAGCUAAAUUACCAAGAGCUGAAAAGGAAUUAUCAGUUGCAAAAGAAAUUUAUGAAGAAUUAAAUGAUCAAUUAAAAAAUGAAUUACCUGAAUUAAUUGCACUUCGAGUACCAUUUUAUGAUCCAUCAUUUGAAAGUUUAGUCAAAAUUCAAUUAAGAUUUUGUACCGAAGGUUAUUCAAGAUUAGCUCAAAUUCAACAAUAUUUAGAUCCAAAUAGUAGAGAUGAUUAUGCUAAUGGAUUAUUAGAUGGUAAAAUUGAUGAUUUAUUAGGACAAAUGCAAACUCUUAGUAUUACAUCACUUGGAGUUAAAUAG
This is a messenger RNA of Lodderomyces jiufengensis, 798 nucleotides long. It is a transcript of the gene RVS161, whose product is annotated as amphiphysin-like protein. Gene Ontology annotation, molecular function: protein binding; lipid binding. Gene Ontology annotation, cellular component: Rvs161p-Rvs167p complex; medial cortex; mating projection tip. The coding region runs from base 1 to 798 and encodes 265 amino acids. The record is from RefSeq and is a predicted model, not a curated record. Gene Ontology annotation, biological process: actin cortical patch localization; endocytosis; plasma membrane tubulation. The transcript has a single exon. Lineage: Eukaryota; Fungi; Ascomycota; Pichiomycetes; Serinales; Debaryomycetaceae.